AUUUUGUUUCGGACUUUCAGUUUUUUUUCUUUGAUUAUUAUGGCAGACACAAAGAAGAUGUUUACCUUGCAGAGUUCUGAUGGAGAAGAUUUUUUGGUUGAAGAAGCUGUUGCUCUUCAAUCUGACACGAUUAAACAUAUGAUUGAAGAUGAUUGUACUGAUAAUGGUAUACCUUUACCCAAUGUUACAGGCAAAAUCAUGACUUUUAUCGUUGAGUACUGUAAGAAACACGUAGAAACCCCUCAAGGAGAUGCUGCCGCGGAAGAAGAUCUUAAGAAGUGGGAUGCUGAGUUUGUUGGUAAGUUCGAUGUGCAGACUACCCUGUUCGAUGUUAUCUUAGCGGCAAAUUACCUGGAUAUCAAGAGCUUGUUAGAUCUGACUUGCCAGAAAGUUGCGGAUAUGAUCACGGAGAUAUCCAAGAAGGGGGGAAAUACAGAAAAGAUAGUAGAGGAGAUCCGUAAGACCUUGAACAUUAAGAAUGACUUCACCCCAGAAGAAGAAGAGGAGGUUAGAAAGGAGAACCAAUAG
Messenger RNA from Papaver somniferum (opium poppy), 528 nucleotides. RefSeq names its product SKP1-like protein 1B. Gene Ontology annotation, biological process: SCF-dependent proteasomal ubiquitin-dependent protein catabolic process. The coding region runs from base 40 to 528 and encodes 162 amino acids. The transcript has a single exon. NCBI's taxonomy places the organism in Eukaryota, Viridiplantae, Streptophyta, Magnoliopsida, Ranunculales, Papaveraceae. Gene Ontology annotation, cellular component: nucleus; cytoplasm. The record is from RefSeq and is a predicted model, not a curated record. Gene Ontology annotation, molecular function: cullin family protein binding.